Molecule: messenger RNA, 396 nt
Organism: Recurvomyces mirabilis
Lineage: Eukaryota; Fungi; Ascomycota; Dothideomycetes; Mycosphaerellales; Teratosphaeriaceae
Exons: 2
Coding region: 1-396 (131 amino acids)
Source: RefSeq, a predicted model, not a curated record
AUGCCGCUUGCGAACCAGCUCGAUGCGUUCUAUACAGCCUACUCGAAUUACAUCAUCAUCAACUACAGCAGCUUCCUAAUCAGCUUCGUGUCAGGCGGCGUGAUCGAUAUGCUCUUUCCCGUCAAAUCACGGACUCCCUACGUACCCCAGGCCAUCGGCACCGAUGCCUUCAAAUAUCUUGGGCUUCAUUGUGCAUCAGGGUCACUCAGCUGGGACUUUAAGUCAGCGGUGAAGGCAGCGCUUAAGACUGGUCAGCCUGUCAGUGUUGAGUUGAAGCUGUGCGCCAAGCCGUACAUGGGUUUCGAAAGGUUCUCGUUGCAUUGGACGCCUUUGAAGGAUGAGGUUGGGGCGGUGGCGUGGGUUGUGCUGACUCUUGGCAACGACCAGAGGCUUUGA